AUGGAGAGUUUGUACCGAGUCCCGUUCUUAGUGCUCGAAUGCCCGAACCUGAAGCUGAAGAAGCCGCCCUGGGUGCACAUGCCGUCGGCCAUGACGGUGUACGCUCUGGUGGUGGUGUCUUACUUCCUCAUCACCGGAGGAAUCAUUUAUGAUGUUAUUGUUGAGCCUCCAAGUGUCGGCUCAGUGACUGAUGAACACGGCCAUCAGAGACCAGUUGCUUUCUUAGCCUACAGAGUAAAUGGACAGUAUAUUAUGGAAGGACUUGCAUCCAGCUUCCUGUUUACAAUGGGAGGUUUAGGUUUUAUAAUCCUGGACCGAUCCAAUGCACCAAACAUCCCCAAACUCAAUAGGUUUCUUCUUCUAUUCAUUGGAUUCGUGUGUGUCCUAUUGAGUUUUUUCAUGGCUAGAGUAUUCAUGAGAAUGAAACUGCCGGGCUAUCUGAUGGGUUAG
Rangifer tarandus platyrhynchus (Svalbard reindeer) is the source of this 450-nucleotide messenger RNA. NCBI's taxonomy places the organism in Eukaryota, Metazoa, Chordata, Mammalia, Artiodactyla, Cervidae. The record is from the annotation of a GenBank genome assembly.